Messenger RNA from Sardina pilchardus (European sardine), 2369 nucleotides. It is a transcript of the gene ddhd2, whose product is annotated as DDHD domain containing 2. Gene Ontology annotation, molecular function: triacylglycerol lipase activity; glycerophospholipase activity; metal ion binding. Gene Ontology annotation, cellular component: COPII-coated ER to Golgi transport vesicle; cytoplasm. Lineage: Eukaryota; Metazoa; Chordata; Actinopteri; Clupeiformes; Clupeidae. The record is from RefSeq and is a predicted model, not a curated record. The coding region runs from base 1 to 2085 and encodes 694 amino acids. The transcript is spliced from 16 exons.
AUGAGCACCAAGAGCUUGUGUGAGCCCGUGCGACCUCACUGGUUCUACCGGCAGCCUGGCGGGGAGAGGGAGCCCUGGCUUCCGCUCAGCUACGAGGACUCCCAGAAGCUGGAAGAAGCGCAUGGUAAGCAGACUCUACGGGACGUGGUGGUGCCAAUUGAGGGCCGGCGCUACGACGUGCGCCUGAAGGAGCGGAGCCGGCACGCCGUGUACUGGACCGAACCGCCCUCCGAGGUCCGCCGGUGCUUAUGGUUCUACAAGGGGAACAAGGAGAGCGCCUACACCCCUUACAGCGAGAACACCGGUCAGGUUCUGGAGGAGACCUACCAGACAGCUGUGGCCCGAAAUGAGUGGAAGAAGAAGGUGACGCUCCCCACGGGAGAGACCAUCUUUCUGCAGAGUCCCAAGAUCAUCACACAGCUCCCGUCCACCCCAGACAAAGACAAGCAGCCGGCCUCCCCCACGGAGCCCACCCCGCCCAGGGUGCUGGAGAGAGGGCUGGAGAACAUGCAGCUGGACGUGCCCGAAGGGGAGCCUGAGACAGUGGACCACCUGGUGUUCAUGGUGCAUGGGAUUGGCCCGGCGUGUGACCUGCGUAUGCGGACUCUAGUGCAGUGUGUGAAUGACUUCCGGAGUGCGUCUUUGGGUCUGAUCAGCUCCCACUUCCGUCAGACGGCAGAGGGUCCGUGUCGGAUGGGCCGCGUGGAGUUCCUUCCCAUCAGCUGGCACACUGUGCUGCACGACGACACUGGAGUGGACAAAGACAUGGAGCGGAUCACGCUGCCCAGCAUCAGUCUGCUGCGUAAGUUUGGGAACGACACCAUCCUGGACGUGCUCUUCUACAACAGCCCCAAGUACUGCCAGGUCAUCGUGGACACCGUCGCCACGGAGAUCAACCGGCUACACUCACUCUUCCUCCAGCGCCAUCCAGACUACACCGGAGCCGUCUCCCUGGCCGGACACAGUCUAGGUUCCGUCAUCCUGUUUGACCUCCUGACUAAUCAGAAGACAGAUGAUGAUGAAGAAGUGAUGGCAGAGGAGUCAGAGAGCAGCUGUCAGUCGGACGCCCCUGAGCCUCAGGUGGACUGUGCUGUAAGCCUGGAGGAUAUCCUGGGGGGGAGGGGGCUGGAGGAUCAUCUCCGAGUCCUUCACCGGGAGCAGGUGGACACUGAGUCCCUGCUCCUCUGCUCAGAGAAUGACUUGAAGGACCUCGGAAUUCCUCUAGGACCUCGCAAGAAAAUUUUGGACUUGGCAAAGAAAUGGAAGCGUUCCAGAGCAGGAGCCUCUCCGCUGGUUUUGAACGGGCUGGCGGCCCAGGAGGGUCUUGCGCAACACUGGACACAUAUCCCAGAAACCAACACCACCUCUAUCGGUUACCAGUGUUCCAACGUGGGCAUUGGACAGGUGUCCGUGAACUACCCCCAGCUGGCCUUCUGCCCGCAGGCCUUCUUCGCUCUGGGCUCGCCCAUCGGAAUGUUCCUGACCGUCCGAGGGCUGAAGAGGAUCGAGCCGCGCUACAGCCUGCCCACCUGCAAGAGCUUCUACAACGUCUACCAUCCUUAUGACCCCGUGGCGUACCGGAUCGAGCCGCUGGUUCUGGCGGGGGGUGUGGAGCUGCCCCCUGUGCAGAUACCCCAUUAUAAGGGCCGGAAGAGGAUGCAUCUCGAGCUCAAAGACGGCCUGACGCGGGUGAGCUCUGAGCUGCUGGGUUCUAUCCGCACUGUGUGGCAAGUGUUCUCACAGAUACCCAACUCAGCGCUGCCCCUGGUGGGUGGAGUGAGCGAUGCAGCCUUCAACAUGUCCUCGGACUCCCAAGAUGACAGAAUGGAAGUGCAGACUGUUGCUGCAGGAACCGGUCCGGAAGCUCUGAGGAAGGACGUUAAGGUCGGAAUGCUCAAUGGAGGAAGGCGCUUUGAUUACGUCCUGCAGGAAAAGCCUAUCGAGAUCUUCAACCAGUAUCUUUUUGCUAUCCAGAGCCAUCUGUGUUACUGGGAAUCUGAGGACACGGUUCUGCUGCUUCUGAAGGAAAUCUACGAGAGGCAGAAAGCGCCCACGCUGCAGCAGCAGCCAGACCCAGUCAUGUGACACGCUGCUAUGCAUGGAAUGUCAUUUCCACCGGCAUCUGAGUCAUUAUUUAUAUUGACAUGUUUACAUGACUUCAUGCGUGUGUGCGUUCAGUGCAGCUGGCCAGGUGCUGCCUUUGUGAAUCACAGCGUAUGAUGUCAAGACAGCUGCGUUAUCUCAGGAGAAGUUCUGGCCAUGGAUCUGGGCCUGACACAGAACCGGUGUGUGGGCCGAAUGUGUCACUAUCGAUGCUCCCUGUGUCUGGAGUGUGUCUCAAGGCUGGCUUUGAGGCACCAAACCUUUCC